Messenger RNA from Prunus mume (Japanese apricot), 1769 nucleotides. RefSeq names its product ARID/BRIGHT DNA-binding domain-containing protein. Lineage: Eukaryota; Viridiplantae; Streptophyta; Magnoliopsida; Rosales; Rosaceae. Gene Ontology annotation, biological process: regulation of transcription by RNA polymerase II. Gene Ontology annotation, molecular function: DNA binding. The record is from RefSeq and is a predicted model, not a curated record. Gene Ontology annotation, cellular component: nucleus.
AGAUGUUGAGUGUUCACUAAUGUCGAGUCAAAAGUGCUUUUAAAUCGGAGAGGAGGAACAAAAGAGCACACAGAGAGAGAGAGAGAGAGAGGGAGCAGAUCACCACAGCAGUGGCUUUUGGUUUUUGCUGAAUUUUGGUGUCGUCUUCGUCAACUGUCGACCGGCGUUAAAUAAAAUUGCAGCACUGAGAGGUGCUGUUAUCUUCUCUUACUUACAAGCUCUACUCAACAUGAUGCCAUAGUUCAUUCAUAAAAACAAAAAGCCCUACCCUGCCCUAGACGACGCCGUUUCACUUCUCUGCCGGUCCUAUCUCUCACUCUCAUUCUCAGUCUCAGUCUCGGCCGCCACUUUUACCCCUGCAGCCUACAGGCAACAAAGAUUUCAGAGUGUAAAAUCAAAUCAGUAUAAUUUAGAUGGAGGACAAGGAAAAAUUGGGCCAAGAGAAGGAUCAACUUGGGCAGCCACCUCAGCCAGAAACAAAUGAUCAAGUUAUGAGGGAUGCUAUUCAGGACAAGCCGGCUACUCAUGAGGGGAAUGUUGGUGAUGAUGUUAAAGUCAAUGAGGCUCUUCUUAGUGAUGUGCCCAUAGAAAACAAGGCUGAUGGCAGCAAUGCCACUGUCAAAAAUCAGCUCAAACCUGUAGAUAAACAUGUAGGGGUGGGGGAGUUGAAGAAUGGGUCGAACGAUACUGAGAUGGCUGAGGCUGAGGAUACGGGGGAUGGUACACCAUCGCAGCAAGCAGCAUUUAUGAAGGAGGUGGAAAGUUUCUACAAGGAAAACACCUUGGAAUUUAAGGCCCCUAAGUUUUAUGGAGAGCCGCUGAAUUGCCUUAAGUUAUGGAGGGCUGUUACUAGAUUGGGUGGCUACGAUGUGGUGACUGCAUCAAAGUUAUGGCGGCAAGUAGGGGAGUCCUUCCACCCGCCCAAGACUUGCACAACAGUAUCUUGGACAUUCCGCAUAUUUUAUGAGAAGGCACUUUUGGAGUAUGAGAAGCAUAAGAGGCAAACUGGUGAGCUUCGACUUCCUGUUGGACCCAUCACUCAGUCCACGACCGUUGAGAAGGAGGCAAGUGGUCAUCAAACUCCUGGAUCAGGCAGGGCACGAAGGGAUGCUGCAGCUCGUGCUAUGCAGGGUUGGCAUGCACAGCGUCUUGUUGGAUAUGGUGAAGUUGCUGAGCCUAUUAUUAAGGACAAGAACUUAAGUUCUACCUCAAAGCGUGAAAAGAAUCUUAAAAGCAUUGGUUCAAUUAAACACAGGGCACCAACUAACCUGGAGCAUGCAACUGCAAAUAUUGAGGCAGAUAAGCAGGUAGUCACGACUGUUGUUGAUCUUGGACCUCCAGCUGAUUGGGUGAAGAUCAAUGUACGAGAAACUAAAGAUUGCUUUGAGGUAUAUGCUUUGGUACCUGGUCUUCUGCGUGAGGAGGUGCGAGUCCAAUCAGAUCCAGCUGGACGUCUGGUUAUAACAGGCCAACCAGAGCAGGUUGACAAUCCUUGGGGUAUUACACCAUUUAAAAAGGUUGUGAGCUUACCUGGCAAAAUUGAUCCGCUUCAAACAUCUGCUGUGGUUAGCCUACAUGGCCGGUUGUUCGUGCGUGUUCCUUUUGAACAGUGAUCAGCUUGAACCUUCCUCCCUUAGUGGGCUAGUUGAUCAAUUUUUCAGUGUAGGAAUUACAUUUUUUAUUUUUAUUUUUAUUUUUAUGUUGGGAGAGAUUUAGGUUGAAGGUUGGAACUAAUUUGAGUUGAUGUAUAAUCCGUUAUUUCAGUCAAA